GCUCUCGCCGUCCCACGAGUGCUGGCUGCGCUUUUGGAAGCCGGAUGGAACGAGCAGGAAAUGUCCGUCUCCAUUCCGGCUUGCCUGCAGCCGUGGAUGGAUGGAAAGGAAAAGAUUGUUCGCAAGACUAUCUCAUAGCACCCAAGCACUUUACAUAGUCCUGGCUUGAAAUGAGGACACGGACAUGGUAUCUUUUGUAACAACACUUGUAUUCGCACUCCUUUGUAUGAGCAUUGUCACGUGCAUCUGGCGCAUCUCGGUAAAAUCAAAAGUCGAGUCGUCGAGGCUCAUCAAAACACAUGUUCAUCAUAUGGCACACGGCUGUAGGGAGGUAAUAAUUUUAUACUUUACUACUUCCAACACACUGCCUACAAUACUAAACAUCAACUGGACUCUUACCAGCAAUACCAAUUUCAGACAAAAGAGAAAGGAAACCCAAUAACUCCAUUUUGAUACAAACUACCGUUCAUCCUAGGUGACGCCGACCCAGCAGGCUCAUGCGUUAU
Colletotrichum acutatum is the source of this 506-nucleotide messenger RNA. RefSeq lists its product as uncharacterized. The record is from RefSeq and is a predicted model, not a curated record. The coding region runs from base 185 to 442 and encodes 85 amino acids. The transcript has a single exon. Lineage: Eukaryota; Fungi; Ascomycota; Sordariomycetes; Glomerellales; Glomerellaceae.